GCCCAGCAGCUGCAGGAGAAACGGGGCAAGGGGGCUGGGCGAGGCUUCGUGUUGCUUCGGUCGCCAGCCGACCGUCAACAAUCGAUGUCGAUUGUUAGACCAAGAUGGCGGCGCACUGAGUCACCUGGUGGUAGUCGAGUAACAUGAUAAAAAAGUUGCCGAAGUCCGGAGGUUUGGUCACGAAAAGCAUCAAACUUGUUAUUGGACUUGAGGUGCUCGCGCUCACCGCAUCGUACGCUGGUUGGGCAUACGUGAACAGGGAUCGUGACGCACGAUUCUAUCUGUACAAGAACCACAGCUGGCUUUUGGACAAGUAUUAUCUUGUCGGGGAAGUGCUGUCAAAGGGCGAUCGUCUCCGUCAAGUAGACUUGGAGUACUGGAGAGCGGAAAAGAAAAUAUAAAGUAAGCCACGGCAUAAAAAUGGCCGUCAAAUCCCUGGCCUAUUUGGCCGGCUUUUCCGGACUGGGCUAUGUCCUUUAUGUAGCUGUCACUCCUGAUGAGGGUGACAUCAAAAAACACUUGCCUGAAGGCCAAGUUCAUCACCAAGUAGAGGAGCAGAAGACUCGAGCAUCCUUUGGUUCCGUUCUUAAAUUGGCAGCUGAAGGAAAAUCGCCAAUUUAUUUGAAAUCGAAAGAAGAAAUCGAAGCAGAAGUUAAAGCUAUUAAGAAAUAAACAAGAGAACUCUGCAAUUAAUCAAGAUGAUGGACAAAGCUCGAUUGUUUGAGGAGCGCAUGAACCAGCGAGAGACUGAGCGACAGGCUCUCAAAGAGAAGAAAAAUGAAUCCGACAAUAAUGAAAGCAUGGUGGAACGUGUCCGCUACUUUUCCGAGAUUCUGUCCCUCAAAAGAGGCGAAAUCGAACACAGCCUAAACGCUGCGUCCGAAAUGAACAAGCCAGAGCUGCCAGAGCAUUUCAACAAGAUCAGCAACGAAUUGCAGCAAUUGAACCGCCUGCUGUCCGACUCCUCCCUCUUCCUCCCUUUCUACAACAUCCGCAAAGCUCAGGAGCAGGUGCAAGACUUACAGCAGCGCUCUAUCAUGCUCGAAGAGCAAUUGCUUCCGAAGCAGAAGUUUGGCUUUAAGUCCCGCAAAAUGAAGAGCCUGCUGAAGAACGACAUCAUUCCGUGCAAGAUUGAAGACUUGGUGGACUCGGUGCCCAAGAAGUUGUUUUCCAUGGAGUUGUACAAGGACAACAGCUGCGGCUUCGCGGACAAGGAAGACGAGGAGCUGAUCAUGAAGGAGAAUGUACUUUCCGGAACUGACGUUGUGCUGACUAAUCUGAAGCGGUGUCGUGUGAAGCUGAUGGGCGCUCCAAGCACCCUGCACAUGACUAACUUGACCCACUGCGAAAUCCUGGUGGGGCCUGUCUCGACCUCGGUGUUUCUCGACAAGUGUGUCGACUGCACCAUGGUCUUUGCCUGCCAGCAGGUCCGAAUCCACAACACGAUGCGCUGCAACUUAUACGUCCACGUGACCAGCAGGGCCAUCAUUGAGGAGACCAAACAGGUGCAGUUUGCGCCGUACAAUUGGCACUACCCGGGACUAGAGGAGCAUUUCAUCAAGGCUGGCCUGGACCGAGACGUCAAUCACUGGCACGCCGUGGACGACUUCAACUGGCUUGCCUUGGAUGUGCCUUCGCCUAACUGGAGCAUUCUCGAGGAACCUGACAGAGUUGUGGAUUGGCACUAAAAUGGCUCUCACUAUGCUUUAUUUCUUGCACUCCUCUUUACACUCCUGAUCUGGUCUGAUCGCUUGACACUUAUACUGGUGAUUAAUUGCAGUCUGUUCUCUUAUAAGUUUUAUGCAAAUGUAGGAAGUUAACACACAAAAUAAAAUUUUCUAUAGAUUGGAAAUUAA
Cloeon dipterum is the source of this 1856-nucleotide messenger RNA. RefSeq names its product Tubulin-binding cofactor C (gene TBCC). The record is from RefSeq and is a predicted model, not a curated record. Bases 699 to 1688 code for a protein of 329 amino acids. The transcript is spliced from 5 exons. Gene Ontology annotation, biological process: post-chaperonin tubulin folding pathway; tubulin complex assembly. NCBI's taxonomy places the organism in Eukaryota, Metazoa, Arthropoda, Insecta, Ephemeroptera, Baetidae. Gene Ontology annotation, molecular function: tubulin binding. Gene Ontology annotation, cellular component: cytoplasm.